Messenger RNA from Maniola jurtina (meadow brown), 1595 nucleotides. Its product is annotated as myosin-10-like. The transcript has a single exon. Bases 122 to 1249 code for a protein of 375 amino acids. Lineage: Eukaryota; Metazoa; Arthropoda; Insecta; Lepidoptera; Nymphalidae. The record is from RefSeq and is a predicted model, not a curated record.
GCGCCACCGCGCGAGUUACAUGUGUACUUCCAUUGUUAUUGUGAUUAUAGUGAUUCUAAUUAUUUAUUAACUACAGAAAGCAUAAUCUCGUCUAGUUUUUUUUUUUUUGUUUACUGGAAAUAUGGAGUGCAGUAGUGGUUGUGGACGUCCUCUAACAGAACAGUUGCUUAUGAAAUGCUAUUACUGUAAACUAGGCUACCACUGUGAGUGUCUGAAUAUUAACCCACAACAAUUCAAGACACUAACUAAGGACUACUUGGCCUCCUGGCAAUGUCCCUCCUGCUGCAACGUUUCUCGCCGACACAAAGCAAACCGUGAAAACACUCCGGUACGAAAUUCAGUUAUUCCGCCUGCUGAGGAAACGGACGCGUCAUCUAAACUCCUUGAACGACAGGCAACUCAUCCAGAAUUUGACCUGCGUAGCUUUACAAAUGAGCUCCAAAAUAUGCUACAAAUAUGGCGCAAAGAAAUCGACGGCAGCUUAAAUAGAAUCAGCGGCGAUAUCAAAAGUGCUUUAUCUGAAGUACAGCUUGAAAUGCAAUCACUGCGGACCGAGCAAGCUAACUUGAAGAGUAGUCUGGCCAGUGUAACCAAGGACAUCACCGAAUUGCAAUCAUCGGCCCAAUUUCAAUCAGAGCAGCGCGAUCGCAUUGAAAAAAAGGUACGUGACCUUGAGGAAUUUAAGAAGGACGCGCUUGGAACAGGUAAUCUCGUUUCUUCCCUGGAAUAUAAAAUCGACUCCCUAGAACAGCAAGCAAGACAAUGCAAUAUUGAAAUUUGUAACGUACCUGACAAACGGAAUGAAAAUCUACUGUCAAUCCUAGAAGCCAUAGGCUCUGUUAUUAAAUAUCCAAUCUCGAACAAAGAUGUAAUCUCGAUUCAUCGAGUCCCACACGCAAAUAAUCAGAACAAUCGCCAGCCUAAAAACAUAAUUGUCAAAUUCACCACUAGGAUUCUGCGUGACAAUAUUCUAAGUGCAUUCCGCAAGGCCCGCGGAGUACGGAGUGAACAGAUUGGUAUUCAAGGUCAGUCGCAAGUCAUCUAUAUGAAUGAGCAUCUUACUCUCAAGAACAAACGACUUUUUCGCGAGUGCCGCGAGGAGGCAAAGAGGCUCAAAUAUAAGUACGUGUGGGUCAAAAAUGCAACUAUUCUCGUCCGAGAAAAUGACACCUCGCCAUCAUUUGCUAUCCGAUCUACUGGAGAUUUUACUAGAUUCAAAAGUCGAGGCACGGACAGAAUGGAAACCUAGUUGCAGUCAAAUAAAACACAUAGGUAUUUUUUGUGCACUGUGUCUCGCUCAUCAUCCGAUUACAGGCCUUAAGAACUACGUAAUAAGGUUUAUCUCUUGUUGGUUUUGUAUGCAUUGUAGGCCUGAAUAUAAAAACAUACCUACCUUACUGCGAUUGUCGAUUGUCACUAGUGAAUAUACUUAUUACCCUGCUGUGUUUAUAAUUUAUUGCUGGUAUUGCCUUCCUUGUACGAUAAUGUUACUAAAAACAUGUUUAUUUUUUUAUUUAGCUAAUUUAACGUAUUCUAAUCACAUUCUCCGUAAAUCAAACCAUACUAUUUGUAAAUGUUACAUAUUAUAUGCUACU